Molecule: messenger RNA, 5479 nt
Organism: Stegostoma tigrinum
Lineage: Eukaryota; Metazoa; Chordata; Chondrichthyes; Orectolobiformes; Stegostomatidae
Gene: nsun6
Product: NOP2/Sun RNA methyltransferase 6
Exons: 12
Coding region: 3588-5015 (475 amino acids)
Biological process (GO): RNA methylation
Molecular function (GO): S-adenosylmethionine-dependent methyltransferase activity; RNA binding
Source: RefSeq, a predicted model, not a curated record
GUCCACCCGUCCCUCUCGUCACUGCCUCCUUGACCUGACACAACCUGUCCACCUUCUCUCCCACCUAUCUGCUCCUCCCACCUCACAGACCAAUCCCCACGACUGCCCACCUGCACUCACCUAUCAUCAUCCCACCUACCUUCCCCAGUCACACCCCUCAUCUCUAUUUAUUUCAGAUCCUCCUUCCCCCUCCCCCGUUUCAGAAGAAGGGUUCCAACUCAAAAUGUCAAUUUUCCUGCUCCUUUGGUGCUACCUGGCCUACUGUGCUCCUCCAGCCCCACACUCUUGUUAUCAAGUGAAUGCAAAUGUUUACCAGAUAGAUUCUAAGUAAGCCAUGAGGAACUUCAAAGUGGUAGCAGGGUAAUACUUCACUGGAGGUUUGAGGACCUACACGGCUUUUGCUUCUAUUAUUUCUAUUCAGACAAUUUAAAAUAGAUCUUCUAUGGUGUAAAACUGGUGUUUUCUUUUUCCUCUUAUGUGCAAUUUGAUAUCCUUUUGUUGAAAGUGCAUGGGCAAUCUCUAAUGGAUAUGUCUAGUGACGGAUCACAAUGAUCCACAAAUUACAAAAAUAGUAUUUAUGGUCUAUUGUCCAUCAAUUUGUGUAUGGUGGGUGUGCUGUUUAUUUGGAAGCUUUAUGUCGAGCCUAUUGCAAUCAAUACGAUGAUUUCAGGAACAUGACAGACAGCAUCAGACUAGAUACUAUCUGAGUGGAGGCACAACAAGGUCCUGCUUUUAGAAGAUAUUAUUCAGCCCCAUGUGUUGUUGCACUGGCCCAGGACUUUAAAGGAGCCCUGUAACCCAUGGAUUCUAUCUAUGAUGACAAAUCCCUGGUUCAGUCUUGCUUUGUCCAUACAAGAGUAAAUAAUUAUAGUUAUUAUUAACAUUAACAUAACAGAUGUGCCAAUAUUUCAAAUUGCAACUUCUUUAUAGUUUUGAAAUCCAAAUUAAAAUCAGCAUUUUGUGCUUCCAUUUUUCUCUCUAUCCUCCCACGCUCCCUCUCACAAAGCCGUCUCUCUCCAUCCCACACUACUUCUGACUAUGGCAGCUGUUACUAGUAGUCAGGACUCGUGUGGUACAGUGGCAGUGGUUCUACCUCUGAGCCAGGAAACCCGGGAUCAAAGUGUUCAAAAUAGGUAUUAAAAGGCCGAGGCAAUAGGCCAUGGAGGGAAUGGCAGCACCCAAUUGCCUACCUCUUGCAUACUUAUGUCCAUGCUCAGAUAUCCUCAGUGAGAGAGUAUGCGGUAUCAACUGGCAUGUUUCACGCCUUCCACAACUAGUGGCCACUGUGGGGCUAGGGUGCAUUAUCAUGAUGUUGUACUAGUAUAUUAACAUGAACCCUAUUGGCAAGUUCAUGACGCAUUAUCAUUUUGGAAACUUGAUUCUAAAGAGGACAGAACCAUGUGUAGCUUUAACAAGGGUUUUGUAAAGACCUCUCUCAAAUACUUGAAACAAAAUUCCAGAUAAUUCUGCCCUCUUUAGAGUUAAAUUUCCAAAUAAUAAUGUGUCAUGAAUAUUUAGGAUCUAGAGGAGCUGGACAAUCUACUUCACCUUUUAGUGCCUAUGGUGGCCAUUGCGUGCUGUACCAUUGCAUCUUCUGAGGCUUUCACAUCAGAGAAUGGAAUGAGUUCCUUGGGGCUUGUAGCUGAAGCAUGUAAAAGUUUACCUGUGCAGGAGGUGAGAAGGAUAAGAUUUAUGGUCAUAUUUCAAAUUCGUUGUGAUUGCAAGCACACAGCAUUCCAUGGUAGCAGAAUCUGAAAGAGCAUUGAGACAUUCCUAGGUGUUUGCAUGCUAGAAUUAGUGAAAUUCAUAUUUUCUGGAACCCUCAAUCAAUUUGAGUCCUUACUAUCUCAAGUAAAAGAUAUUUCACCAGUAGGGUUGAAGGCUCUCCCCUAAUCCUCUUAGAAACCUUCUGUCUCUGUUGCUGACAAAGCCAUCCUUGUCCGGACAAAUGGUGCAGCCCCACUCGUUUACAGGAAACCCUCCUCAAUGGCUGUGAGGAUGGCCAGGUCGAUGCCUCCACCUGAUCUCUUCUUUUUCUUGUUGCCAUGUGCCAACUUUUCCUGCAAUUAAAUGUGAUAGAGCAUUGAUAUGCAUCCUCAGGGGCAGUCAUUUCUCCUCAAUAAUUUUUUAAAAUUCACUCUUAAGAUGUGGCUGUUGCUGUCUGGCCAGCAUUUAUUGCCUGUCCCUAGCUGCCCCUGAGAAGGUGGUGAUGAGCUACAAUCUACUGGCUGUAGGUUAACCCACAAUACCCUUAGGGAGGGAACUUCAGGAUUUUGACCAAGUGGCAGUGAAGGCGAGAGAUAUAUUUCCAAGCCAGGAUAGUAAGUGACUAGGAAGGGAAUUUUAUACGAUUGAAAUUCCUAUGUAUUUGCUAUCAUUGUCUUUCCAAUGGUUAUGCAUUUGGAAGGUGCUGUAUAAGAAUCUUUGGUGAAUUUCUGCAGUGCAUUUUGUAGAAAAUACACACUGCUGCUUACUGAGUAUUGGUGCUAGAGGGAUUGGAUGUUUGUGAAUAUGGCAGCAGUCAAGUGUGCUGCUUUGUCUUGGAUGGUGUCGAGCUUUUUGAGUGUUCUUGGAGCUGCAGCCAUCCAGGCAAGUGGGGAGUAUUUCAUCAGACUCCUGACUUGUAUCUUGUCGAUGAUGUCCAGGCUUUGGGAAGUCAGGUGAACUACUCACUGCAUUGUACUUAGCCUGUGACCUGCCCUUGUAGUCACCGUAAUUAUAUGGUAAGCCCAGUUCAAUUUCUAGUCAGUGGUAACCCCUGUGAUGGGGAUCUAUGAGUGACGGUAAUGCCUUUGAAAUUCAAAGAGAAUUGGUAGAUUGCCUGGUAUUUGUUUGGCAUGAAUAAUACUUCGCACUUUUUUGACCAAGCAUUGAUGUUGUCCAGGUGUUGCUGCAUUUGGACGUGGACUGUUUCUGUAUCCAAGGUGUCUUCAGUAGUGCUGAAAAUUGACCAAUCAGCAGUAAGCAUUAAAGUGUACACUAUAAUCGCAUAGUGGACAUCUCACUUGUAACCUUACAAUGAUGGGAAGGUCAUCAAUGAAGCAGCUGAAGUUGGUUGAGUUGAGGACACUACCUUGAUGAACCCAAGCUGAUGGGGUUAAGAUGACUGACUUCGAGCAAGCACAACUGUCUUACAUUGUGCCAGGUAUACUUCCAGCCAGUGGUUUUUCCUGAUUUCCAUUGAUUCCACCUUUGCUAGAGCUCCUGCAUGCCAUAUUCAGUCAAAUAUGGUCUUGAUAUUAAGGUUAGUCACUGUCACUUUACCGUCUCAGUUGUGAACUUCACGUCCUGCCAAAUCAUUGCUUGGGCAAUUAGCAGAGCUGAAUCUAAUGGCUUCAAAUCUGUUUUAUUCCGACCUAGACCUCUAGAUGAUGUAUUUUGACAUUUGUGAACUCUCUCCUUACACUUUCAGGCGUUAAAUUAGAUGAUGACCAGAUGAUACCUUCUUCACUUAAAGAAAUAUUCCACUGUACUAGAGAUUUAUAGAAUAUGUUCAUUUCAUGAGUGAAUGAAACACAGAAAGGAAGAGGCAUUACCAUGUCAUUGAUGGAGUGAAACCUGGAUUGGACGUUACUGAAUAAACCAAAAUGGUCCUAGUGUUCCCCAAAAUUUCCCUGAAGCCAGAGGUGGAGGCGUAUCUCCUAAGUGUCUUUAAGAAUAAAGAGAUUUUGGCAACUUUACAAUCUGAACAGUCCACGUUUAAAUUUGAAACUCUAUUGAGCCGUUUAUCGCAUCCUCCAGCUUUCACAUGCAUCAGGGUCAAUACUUGUGCAGCCUCCACUGAUGAAGUUAAAAAGCUGUUGAGGGAAGAGAUCCAGAAGCAGCGUAAAGGAUGGCCUAUGAGUGAUAUUCCUGUACUGGAACAUCCAGAGCUUCCAGAUGUUCUUCUAAUACCAGUUAUUGGUCCUAGGAUAAAUCUGCAGAGGCAUUCUAUUGAAGUGGUUGUGGGAGCACAGUGUGGGAAUGCUGUACUUCGUGGAGCACAUGUUUUUAUUCCUGGCAUCCUCUCAGCUCCAAAAUUAAUGAAAGCUGGAGGUGCUGUUUCUGUAUAUUCCGAUAUUAGUGGUAAAUGUAAACGAGGCGCAGUAGAGUUCGUGGGAUCAAAAAUAUUUGUAGGGAAUGGAAUUGCUGAAAUAAGUCGCAAUGAAAUAUUUUGCUCAAACUGCACUUUAAGGGGUGUGGGAAUUAGAAUGACAGAGCCAGUUUAUAUCAGCCCAUCAUUUGACAACAUCUUAUCUAGUUUUGUGUUUUUACAGAACUUGCCAUCUGUGGUAGUGAGUCAUGUGUUGGAUCCUAAACCUGGAGAGCGAAUCUUGGAUAUUUGUGCUGCUCCUGGUGGAAAGACUACUCAUAUUGCAGCAUUAAUGAAUGAUAAGGGGGAAGUAAUAGCAAUGGAUAAAAUUGCAAAUAAGGUGAAGAAGAUAAAGCAGAAUGCUGAGAAUUUACAACUGAAAUGUAUUAAAGUGUUUUGUUAUGAUGGAACAAAAGCACUGGCGAAAGAAGGCAUUUGGGAUGGGCAAGCUGGACCUCCAUUUCCACCAGAAUCUUUUGAUCGUAUUCUUCUGGAUGCACCUUGUAGUGGAUUAGGUCAGAGACCAAAUAUGGCCUGUGAUUGGAGCUUAAAGGAAAUCACUUCCUAUCCGCCAUUGCAGCGAAAGUUGUUUCGAGUGGCAGUGAACUUACUAAAACCUGGAGGCAUUUUGGUGUAUAGUACUUGUACAAUAACAUUGGCAGAAAAUGAAGAACAAGUUGCCUGGGCACUCGAUUCUUUUCCGUGCUUAAGUCUACAGCCACAGGAACCUCACCUGGGGGAAGAAGGAAUGAUGGGUGCUGGACUGUCCUAUGAUCAGCGGAAAUUGCUGCAGAGGUUUGAUCCAGCCAGCGUGACUGAAGAGUGUACCAGUGUUUCUUGUUCCGAUCUGGACAGCAGCCAGAUAGCACACACAAUCAAGUCUGCUAAUAAGGACACAAUAGGCUUCUUCAUUGCUAAAUUUAUGAAGAUGCAGGCCAGCUAACAGUAAUCAACUCUAAUUAAAACAAUCCAAAUUCUCGAUAUCCAAGACAAAAACAGAAGAUGGUGGGAAUUAAAAGCAGGUCAUUUAGCAUCGGUAGGGAAUUUAGAUCUGAUUGUUGAUGUUUAUAGCGUACAUUCAUUCAUUAGUGGUGUAAGAGUUUGUAGGUUCAUUGUGAACUGAAAACCUGAAGCUCAGUUGUGAGCAUCAUCGGUACAGUAUUCUUGUGAUGGCAGUUCAAAAGCAUUGUUGCUAUGGUAGCAAUAGAUUUUGCCAGCUGUUAAAUAGAGUCAUAAGCCGUGUGAUGAAAAGAUCAUUAUGGGCUUUUGCAUUUCAUAGACAACCCAAAUUGAAGUAUUUGGUUUAAACCACUUAUUCAUUUUAAAAAAAAUGUUUUGUAGAUGGAACGUACACCGUUGAAUCUGAAAUGUUUGUGCAUAAUGUCGAAUUUUAUGGGUUUCAAAUUA